Molecule: messenger RNA, 312 nt
Organism: Sparassis crispa
Lineage: Eukaryota; Fungi; Basidiomycota; Agaricomycetes; Polyporales; Sparassidaceae
Product: Histone H4
Exons: 4
Coding region: 1-312 (103 amino acids)
Biological process (GO): nucleosome assembly
Cellular component (GO): nucleosome
Molecular function (GO): DNA binding; structural constituent of chromatin; protein heterodimerization activity
Source: RefSeq, a predicted model, not a curated record
AUGUCUGGCCGCGGGAAGGGUGGAAAGGGUCUCGGAAAGGGUGGCGCCAAACGUCACCGCAAGAUUUUGCGCGACAACAUUCAGGGUAUCACGAAGCCUGCCAUUCGCCGCCUAGCGCGCCGUGGGGGUGUGAAGCGUAUCUCGGGGUUGAUCUACGAGGAGACACGAGGAGUGUUGAAAAUUUUCUUGGAGAAUGUAAUUCGCGACUCGGUAACAUACACGGAGCAUGCGAAGCGGAAGACGGUGACGGCACUGGACGUGGUGUAUGCGCUCAAGCGGUCAGGGCGUACGCUCUAUGGCUUUGGAGCGUGA